GCCCAGCCCUCCUGUCCGUGGACGCACCAAGUGUACCGAUUGCACUCUUUGCGUUUUGGAUAAAGCCCGACUACCUUCACUGUGAAGGCUGGGCACGGUACAGGAGGAUCAGGGCCUCGUUGUGGCUGAGAGAAGAGGCUUAAAUUCGUCACAUAUGGCUUUUUUGUAGGACAGUAUCUAUCAUUACUUGGGAUUGUGGAAGGGACGUCAGUAAAAAUCACUGAAGUCGCCCAGAAGUUUUAUACACUUGUGGGCGCGCGACCAUGGAGAUGCAAAGGUGGUCCACAAGGUGGAAAACGAAAAGGUGGCUUAUGGAUUCCACUGUAACCGGAUUCAUCACUAUAACCUUGGUUCUACAGGCUGCUAAUGUCAGAGCAGCAGAGCCAGUGGAUGUCCUAAAAGUAUUAGCAUUUCAAAAUUACCCCAAAGGAGUGACAAAAACAACAGGAUUUUGCGCAAACCGAAGAGCAUCGACGCCAGAUACAGCUUACAGAGUUUCCAAGGAGGUCCAGAUCAGUGCCCCCACCACACAGCUAUUCCCUGGUGGUGUUUUUCCUGAGGAUUUCUCCAUCCUAGCCACAGUGCGUCCCAAAUCUGGCAUCCAGUCCUUCUUGCUGUCCAUUUACAACGAGCAAGGAGUCCAGCAGCUGGGCGUGGAGGUUGGACGCUCACCUAUCUUCCUGUAUGAGGAUCAUAAUGGCAAGCCAGUCCCAGAGGAGUACCCCCUGUUUGAUGGUCUUAACCUUGCUGAUGGAAAGUGGCAUCGUGUAGCCAUCAGUGUGGAGAAGAAAGUGGCCACUAUCAUUGUAGACUGUAAGAACAAGGUCACCAAAAACCUCCCCAGGAGUGACCAUGCCUCCGUCAGCACCAAUGGCAUUACUGUGUUCGGCACCAGGAUACUGGAUCAGGAGGGUUACCAGGGGGACAUCCAGCAGCUUCUGAUUGUGGAUGAUCCCAAAGCAGCAUAUGACUACUGUGAACAUUACAGCCCAGACUGUGACACUGCCCUCAGCGAUUCUUUGCAGGCACAGGAGCCAGAAGAGUACACUACUGAUGAUUUAGAUUACUCUCCGUUCGAUGAGUAUCCCGAGGGAGCGACAGAAACCAGUCCAACCUAUGAUGAUUUUGAGCCGCAGAUAAACAAUUUAGAAGGAGAUUACAAUACAGACAUUGACUACGGAACAGUAGAUGGUACUCAAACUCAGUCCCCCUUUGCCACGAGUGGACCCAAUGAGGCUGUGGAGGAGGAUGUUGUCGGUGCAUAUGUCACCGAGGCCACUCACAUUGCUCCAGAGCCCACCGUUGUUGCAGAAGCACAGGACGCCUUGGAUACUGGUGCGGACGCAUAUGACUUUAAGGAGUAUGACCUAAACCAGUAUGACUUGGGCGAGGUUGACAGCAGGUUGUAUGAUUAUGGGGCGUAUGAUGAGUAUGGCACAGCCCUGCCUAAACCUGAGGCGACCUACGAUGAUGAGGUGGGACCUGGGGUCGCUGCUGAAACCGAUGUUUCGGAGAGUACUGUCGCUGAUUCCGUAGCAGGCUUUGGGCAGAAGGGAGAGAAGGGCGAGCCGGCUGUGAUUGAACCUGGCAUGCUAAUUGAAGGACCACCAGGAACCCCCGGCCCAGCAGGUCUUCCAGGACCCGCAGGCCUACAAGGACCCCCAGGCACUACUGGAGAUCCUGGUGACAGGGGUCCUCCUGGACGCCCUGGUCUGCCUGGUGCUGAUGGUUUGCCGGGGCCCCCCGGUACCAUGCUGAUGCUUCCAUUCCGUUUCGGCGGGGAUGGUGAGAAGGGUCCAGUGGUGUCGGCCCAAGAAGCCCAAGCGCAGGCCAUCCUUUCACAGGCUAGACUGGCUAUGAGAGGACCCCCUGGGCCAAUGGGUUUGACGGGAAGAUCGGGGCCAGUGGGUCCACCUGGCAUUUCUGGAUUGAAAGGUGAAAGUGGAGACCCUGGUCCUCAGGGUCCUCGUGGCACCCAAGGUCCGCCAGGGCAGCCUGGCAAGCCAGGCAAGCGGGGUCGUGCUGGAGCUGAUGGUUCCCGUGGGAUGCCUGGAGAAUCAGGUUCUAAGGGUGACAGAGGAUUUGAUGGACUUCCUGGGUUGCCUGGUGAAAAAGGACACAGGGGAGACCCAGGACCAAUGGGACCCCCAGGUGCCCCUGGAGAGGAUGGACAGAGAGGCGAGGAUGGAGAGAUUGGGCCUAGAGGAUUAGCUGGAGAGAGUGGUCCAAGAGGUUUGCUGGGACCUCGUGGUCCUCCAGGACCCCCUGGAUCGCCUGGUGUUGCUGGAGUUGAUGGUCCUCAAGGUCCAAAAGGAAACAUGGGACCUCAAGGAGAGCCAGGCCCACCCGGGCAGCAGGGAAUCCCUGGGACACAGGGUCUUCCUGGUCCUCAAGGCCCCAUUGGACCACCUGGAGAAAAAGGACCUCAGGGCAGGUCAGGGUUGCCUGGAUUACCUGGAGCUGAUGGGCCUCCUGGUCAUCCUGGUAAGGAGGGACCACCUGGAGAGAAAGGAGCCCAAGGUCCGUCAGGCCCACAGGGUCCCAUUGGUUAUCCUGGGCCUCGUGGUGUUAAGGGUGCAGAUGGUGUCCGUGGUCUCAAGGGAUCAAAGGGAGAGAAGGGUGAGGACGGUUUCCCGGGUUUCAAGGGGGACAUGGGAAUCAAAGGAGACCGGGGUGAAAUUGGUUUGAUUGGGCCCCGUGGAGAGGAUGGUCCUGAGGGUCCUAAAGGCAGAGCUGGGCCCCCUGGUGAAUCUGGUCCUAUUGGUCUUGCUGGAGAAAAGGGUAAACUGGGUGUCCCAGGAUUGCCAGGUUAUCCUGGAAGACAAGGACCUAAGGGCUCAAGCGGUUUCCCCGGAUUCCCCGGAGCCAAUGGCGAGAAAGGAGCCAGGGGCACUGCUGGCAAGUCUGGUCCGAGAGGACAAAGAGGUCCGACGGGUCCCAGGGGCGCUCGAGGAGCCAGAGGUCCAACAGGAAAACCUGGACCCAAGGGCACAGCAGGUAACGACGGUCCUCCUGGCCCACCUGGUGAGAGAGGACCUCAAGGACCACAGGGACCAGUAGGUUUCCCUGGACCAAAGGGCCCCCCUGGACCACCUGGCAAGGAUGGGCUGCCCGGACACCCUGGCCAGCGCGGAGAAACAGGUUUCCAAGGAAAGACCGGUCCUCCAGGACCAGGAGGUGUUGUUGGGCCCCAGGGACCCACAGGAGAAACUGGUCCCGUCGGUGAGAGAGGCCACCCUGGACCUCCCGGCCCACCUGGAGAGCAGGGGCUUCCAGGUGCUGCUGGCAAGGAGGGAGCCAAGGGAGAUCCUGGACCACAGGGAUCCCCUGGUAAAGACGGUCCCCCCGGUCUUCGUGGCUUCCCUGGAGAGAGAGGUUUACCCGGUGCCCCGGGCCCAGCUGGUCUGAAGGGAGGAGAGGGUCCCCAGGGUCCACCUGGUCCUGUUGGUUCUCCUGGUGAGAGGGGUGCUGCUGGCCCAGGAGGUCCAAUUGGCCAAUCUGGUAGACCUGGCCCUCAGGGUCCCCCGGGUCCCGCUGGAGAGAAGGGAGCACCUGGUGAGAAGGGGCCUCAAGGUCCAGCUGGUCGUGAUGGUGUCCAGGGUCCUGUAGGUCUGCCUGGACCUGCUGGACCCCAGGGCCCACCUGGUGAGGAUGGUGACAAGGGAGAAGUUGGAGAACCAGGUCAGAAAGGAAGCAAAGGUGACAAGGGAGAACAGGGUCCUCCUGGUCCAGCUGGUCUCCAAGGUCCUGUAGGCGCUCCUGGUCCUGCUGGAGGUGAUGGAGAGCCUGGUCCCAGAGGUCAACAGGGCAUGUUUGGACAGAAGGGAGAUGAGGGCUCCAGAGGUUUCCCUGGACCUCCUGGUCCUAUUGGCCUGCAGGGGCUUCCAGGACCUCCUGGUGAAAAGGGUGAAAACGGCGAUGUUGGACCUAUGGGCCCCCCUGGUCCACCUGGUCCCAGAGGUCCUCAGGGUCCUAGUGGAGCUGAUGGUCCACAAGGUCCUCCAGGUGGUGUGGGCCCCAUGGGAUCUGUAGGUGAGAAGGGUGAGCAAGGUGAGGCUGGAAACCCAGGACCACCUGGAGAGCCUGGAACUAAGGGACCUAAAGGUGAGAGGGGAGAGAAAGGAGAAGCUGGCCCCCCCGGAGCUGCUGGACCUGCUGGCGCCAAAGGACCCCCUGGAGAUGAUGGCCCAAAGGGCAACCCUGGUCCUGUUGGAUUCCCUGGAGACCCUGGCCCUCCUGGAGAGCCAGGUGUAGCUGGCACUGAUGGAGAACCAGGAGAGAAGGGAGAUGAUGGAGAGGCUGGUCAACCGGGACCUCCAGGUCCAUCAGGAGAAGCCGGCCCACCUGGACCACCUGGCAAGAGAGGACCUCCGGGGGCUGCUGGUGCAGAGGGCAGGCAAGGAGAGAAGGGCGCUAAGGGUGAGUCAGGUGUGGAGGGUCCAGCAGGUAAAACAGGACCAGUUGGCCCCCAGGGACCUCCAGGAAAACCUGGUCCAGAGGGUCUGCGUGGAAUCCCUGGCCCUGUUGGUGAACAAGGAAUGCCCGGCUCCCCAGGACAAGAUGGCCCACCAGGUCCUAUGGGUCCUCCCGGUCUUCCUGGCCUGAAAGGUGACCCAGGUUCUAAAGGUGAAAAGGGUCACCCAGGUUUGAUUGGUCUGAUUGGACCCCCUGGCGAGCAAGGAGAGAAGGGAGACCGAGGUUUGCCCGGGCCUCAAGGUUCUCCUGGUGGCAAGGGCGACAGUGGUAUCGCUGGAGCCACAGGUCCUCUUGGUCCCCCAGGCCCCCCUGGUUUGCCCGGUCCUCAAGGUCCCAAAGGAUCCAAGGGUUCAAGUGGUCCUGCUGGUCCAAAAGGAGACACUGGUACAAUUGGUCCUCCUGGUCCUCCUGGCCCACCAGGUGAAGCUAUCCAGCCCCUGCCAAUUCAGUCCCCAAAGAAGACCAAGCGCUCCAGUGACAUCCAGUCAGAUGGUACCAUCAUGGAUUAUGGCGAGGGUAUGGAGGACAUUUUUGGCUCCCUCAACAACCUCAAGCAAGACAUUGAACGCAUGAAAUACCCCAUGGGCACCCAAAACAACCCCGCCAGGACAUGUAAAGAUCUCCAGCUCUGCCACCCAGAGUUUGCUGAUGGUGAGUACUGGAUUGACCCGAAUCAAGGCUGCUCAGGGGAUUCCUUCAAAGUCUACUGUAACUUCACUGCCGGAGGCGAAACCUGCAUCUAUCCAGAUAAGAAGUCCAGUGGAGUCAGAAUAUCUUCAUGGCCCAAAGAAGUCCCAGGUUCAUGGUUUAGUGAAUUUAAGCGUGGUAAAAUAUUUUCCUAUGUCGACGCAGAUGGGAACGCAAUAAACAUGGUACAAAUGACCUUCCUCAGACUACUGACAGCCUCAGCCAGGCAAAACUUCACCUACAGCUGCCACCAGUCUGUGGCGUGGUACGACGCCUCUAGCGACAGCUACGACAAGGCGCUGCGUUUCUUGGGCGCCAACGAUGAGGAGAUGUCUUAUGAAAACAACCCUUUCAUCAAGGCCAUCUCAGAUGGAUGCGAGACGAGGAAGGGCUACGGAAAGACUGUGAUGGAGAUUAAUACUCCCAAAAUUGAUCAGGUUCCAAUUAUCGAUGUCAUGUUGACUGACUUUGGGGAUCCGAACCAGAAGUUUGGGUUUGAAGUUGGGCCUGUCUGCUUCCUUGGCUAAAUACAAAUGAAAAAGUCAAAUAAAAAAAAAUAAAAAAAACAAACAAAAAAAAGGACUUGAUGGGGCCAGCAAAGAAAGUCAAGUUGAGACAUUCUGGGUACUACCAAACCCCAUUUUUAGCCCCCCACCCUUUUCCAUGCCACAUGCAAGUUUUGAAUAAGAGAUGGUGUAGCAAACAUGUCUUUCCAUGUAUGUAUGUGUAACCCAGGAAAAUACUUGUUGCCCUUGUGGGGCUCGAACCACAUGACUUAACCACAUCACGGAGCAAAGGUGAAGGACAAUCGAAUCGUGUGCCAGAGGAGGGUGAAUCGGAGGUAACCGAGAGAGGAGGUCGGGCGACGUAAGGGGGGUGACACGCGUCUCCUCUCUGGAUUCUCCAGGUGCUGUAUGAAAACAACAAUAACAAUGGUGCUUGUUCAAAACACACACAAAGUAUAAAAGAGGUGCUACAAAAGAAGGUGUAUUUUGCUAAUUAUAAAAUACUGUAAUUAUUAUUUUGUACAAAACUUUUAUUUCUAAAUCCACUUUCAAAACUUGCAUGUGUAUCAGAUUUCACUUGUGGCUCUUUCAUUUCAACGCUGGUUUAAAGACAUACAGUGUAAGUUAAAGGCAUCAUUAAGUCAAGUCAAUUUAUAAUUCUGUCUUUUUGUUCCAACACUUACUGUGUACAUGUCAUGAAGAAAAUAAAAGUGAGCAUUCAAACAGUUCUCUAUUGCUAAAUUAGACUGUAUGCCCUUUGUAUAUAUUGACAGUCCAAAGCUUGAGGUUACUUGCUGUUUUGCCCUUGUGACCGUAGGUGAAACAACUGGAAGUAUUACACCCGCACGUAUAUGACAACAUCUCCCACUAAUGUUGUGAUCCUGUGCUAGUAGGAAGCAAUCAUGGCAUUCAUCUUCUUUUAUUUAAUUCUAUUUUUCUUUUGUUUGUUUGUUUUUUUUCCAUUUUCUGACAGGCUUUCAUUUUGGUUGUAUACCUCAAACUUUCUUGAUAACCUUUAAGAUGCAAGGUUGCCAUGCCCUGUAUAUACCUUGGUUAAGCAAUUAAGUUUAUAUAUAUUUGGGUGGGGAUUUUUUUAAGAGAGAAAUACAUUAACUGUUAGAGAUCCACUGUUCAGAUCCUUCUGUGAAUGCAAUGAGAAUCCCUUUCGGUGACCCAUUUUUGUAACUAAGAUGUUUUAAUGUGCUUUUUAUAGUUCAUUUAAAUAUUAAAAACCGGAUUCUAAACAACAGUGAACUGAAUGUCUCAACAGUUUGUGUAAGAUGACUUUGGAGAAGAUCUACUGUACAUGUGAAAUGCUUUAAAUCAAGGAUAUGUUCAUUCAACUAAGACUCUGGGCUGGUGCAAUUCCAUCUCUUGAAACCAAUAAAGUACCAUCUUACACUAA
Messenger RNA from Oreochromis aureus, 7074 nucleotides. RefSeq names its product collagen, type XI, alpha 1a (gene col11a1a). The transcript has 67 exons. Gene Ontology annotation, molecular function: extracellular matrix structural constituent. NCBI's taxonomy places the organism in Eukaryota, Metazoa, Chordata, Actinopteri, Cichliformes, Cichlidae. The record is from RefSeq and is a predicted model, not a curated record. Bases 264 to 5690 code for a protein of 1808 amino acids.